Exophiala viscosa is the source of this 2213-nucleotide messenger RNA. RefSeq lists its product as uncharacterized. Gene Ontology annotation, cellular component: MUB1-RAD6-UBR2 ubiquitin ligase complex. NCBI's taxonomy places the organism in Eukaryota, Fungi, Ascomycota, Eurotiomycetes, Chaetothyriales, Herpotrichiellaceae. Bases 201 to 2072 code for a protein of 623 amino acids. The record is from RefSeq and is a predicted model, not a curated record. The transcript is spliced from 2 exons. Gene Ontology annotation, biological process: establishment or maintenance of cell polarity; ubiquitin-dependent protein catabolic process.
AGAAGUAUCCUUUAUGAUAGCGAGCAAGGCCAGUAUAACGCCUUGGUAACGUCGACUCCUUCCUCUGGAACGUCACUUAGCCGCUCAGAGUUACCCCAACCUUCACCGGGAUAACUCGACUACUUCGGGGACAAUUCAUUCAAGACAAAAGGGGCCAAUUAUAUACACGAGUUGUAUGUUAGGAACAUUUGUUAGACAAUAUGAGGGAGGUCAAUUUCAGCAUCCCCAAUGUCAACAAGGCCUCCGUACAUAUAACACCGACUCUUUAUGACCGUCGAGCACUGGAUUGCACCUCGACUCUGCCACUCAUCAACUCUCUCAACCAUCUAGCCUAUCUGACCACUUCUUCUGCUCGAAUACGAGAUAUACUAACAGUGGAUGGCGGAGUCGAACGCCUCGUGUGCAUACUGAAGGAAGGCAGGAGCAAAGAUGAGAUGCACAUGUGGAAGUGGAAUCUGGCGUUCCAAUGUAUUGUGAACAUAGGAGUUCGAGGUUCGGAGCUUGUCCGCACUCGCGUCGUCGAGGCAGACAUGGUACCGGUCAUCGCGACCAUUUUGUGGGAUUACAUUCUCGUCAUUGAAAUGGAGAAAGCAAAAGCGGACGCUGAACAGGAAAAGCGAAACGGAUCAAAACAUGCCGGAAGCAGCAGAUCGUCCAAGGUGUUUCGAGAGCUGACACAGGAUCCCCUUUCAAGGACGUCCUUUUUCGAACAUAUGAAUGCGGCAGCCGACCAGCGUUCGACUCGACGUCAAGCACCUCCACCUUCGCUCGAUCUGCCGCAGUCAUUCUCGGAAGCGUUUGGCACUGCAGAAACAGCCCCGACGGAAGGCAACGUCAUUCCUCCGAGUGUCUUCACCUCUCCCCCUGACCGAACGGUUUUCCCUCCCCGUGAUUUUCAUCGGCACAACAGAGCUCAAGACAGCAGAGGAUCCUUCCGAUCCAUGAACUUGCAGGCUCCGGCCACCGCAGUUCCUUCGAUGGACGCUUCUGACGGCUUCCCGUUACGUCCAGUCCGCGAAGUCGAUCGCCUGCCUUCAAUGUUACCAGCGCUGAACACAGGUGUUACCUCACAUCCUGAUUCUCCUACCACGCCUUCUGCACCAAUCCAUCGAGGAAUCCUCUCUCCUGCAGGACGUCGAUUGAGAAGACCCUCCAUCCGGCAUCAGAACUCCACAGGCGACGAUGAUGAUGUUAUGUUGGAAGAUAUUACAGUCCCGGCCGAGGAGCUUCUGGACGCUGAUGGCCAAAAUGAGGGGCAGAGCAGAGUGCAGACGCGCGAUCCAAGCCCGCAUGACCCUGAAGACGUCGUUGGACGUCAGCCGCUAAGCUUGACCAUUCCUCUCCAGCAGGAUCGGGAGCUUGACAACGUUGACAUUGCCCAACAAACGCCAAUAGUCGGAGGGAUGGCCAAUCCUCUCGGUCCUGCUGCUCACGAAACUGUUGGAGUAUCACCAAUACCUCCCGCUCCUGCUACCGCGGCGUCUCCUGCCAUUCCACUCAAUGCCUAUCCAAACUUCUUUCUGAGGACAGCUACUACGACUCCUUUGACAACUGCACUAAUGCCCCGGGACGAAGAUGUCCUCAUGGGACUGCAACUGCUCGCAUAUAUAUCCAAAUACUGCUACCUUCGCCAUUACUUUCAGAAGACUCACCUGGUUCCCAGGCUUCGCAUCGAUAGAGAGGUCGAAAAGAUUUACGGGCCAAUGCGUGGAUGCCCACCGCUACCAGAGCCGACCGAAGAUGAAGAUGAGGAAUUCCUUCAACCUGAUGAUUACAACAUCUUCCCGCUGGUUGAAAAGUUUACCGUACGGCAUCAUUCUAAAGACAUGCAAUAUUGGGCUUGCGUGGUCAUGCGCAAUUUGUGCAGAAAAGACGAUGCCAAAGGAGGUAUCCGACAAUGUGCUAACUACCAAUGUGGCAAAUGGGAAGAAUAUCCUCGACAGUUCGCAAAGUGCAGACGUUGCCGGCGAACUAAGUACUGCAGCAAGGAAUGUCAACGCGAAUCAUGGAGCAUGCACAGGCAUUGGUGUCAUCUUGAGAACGUCUACCUCAGCCGUCGUUCGAAUGCAUGAGUGACUUUGAAAAACUGCAUAGCAGCGGAGUAUUAUGGAUCAGUAUUGUUUGGCGUUAGGACCAGUUCCUGAAAUCCAGGGACAAUGAUUUUGGGGUUUAAGCGCAACACGCAAACAGAGAUGAGCACCUGCUACGAGUUA